Drechmeria coniospora is the source of this 960-nucleotide messenger RNA. Its product is annotated as thioredoxin reductase. The record is from RefSeq and is a predicted model, not a curated record. Gene Ontology annotation, biological process: removal of superoxide radicals. Lineage: Eukaryota; Fungi; Ascomycota; Sordariomycetes; Hypocreales; Ophiocordycipitaceae. Bases 1 to 960 code for a protein of 319 amino acids. The transcript has 5 exons. Gene Ontology annotation, molecular function: thioredoxin-disulfide reductase (NADPH) activity. Gene Ontology annotation, cellular component: cytoplasm.
AUGCAUAGCAAGGUGGUUGUCAUCGGCUCCGGCCCAGCGGCCCAUACCGCCGCCAUUUACCUCGCCAGAGCGGAACUGAAGCCCGUGUUGUAUGAAGGCUUCAUGGCCAACGGCACCGCCGCCGGCGGCCAGCUGACGACGACGACCGAGGUCGAAAACUACCCUGGCUUCCCCAAGGGCAUCAUGGGCCAGGAAAUGAUGGACAACAUGCGGGCCCAGUCGGAGCGGUUCGGCACCGAAAUUAUCACCGACACCGUCACCAAGCUCGACCUCUCGUCUCGGCCCUUCAGGUACAGCACCGAGUUCGCACCCGAAGAGACGCACACGGCCGACGCCGUCGUCAUCGCCACGGGCGCCUCGGCCCGUCGCCUCAACCUCCCCGGCGAGGAAAAGUACUGGCAGAACGGCAUCUCGGCAUGCGCCGUCUGCGAUGGUGCCCUGCCCAUCUUCCGCAACAAGCCGCUCUACGUCAUCGGCGGCGGCGACUCGGCCGCUGAGGAGGCCAUGUUCCUCACCAAGUACGGCAGCCACGUCACCGUCCUCGUCCGCAGGGACGUCCUCCGCGCGAGCAAGACCAUGGCCUCGCGCCUGCUCGCCCACAGCAAGGUCACCGUCCGCUUCCACACGAAGGCCACCGAGAUCCGCGGCGGCGCCGACGGCCUCAUGACCCAUCUCGUCGUCCAGGACGCCGUCUCCGGCAAGGAGGAGGUCGUCGAAGCCAACGGUCUCUUCUACGCCGUCGGUCAUGAUCCCGCCACGGCCCUCGUCAAGGGCCAGCUUGACAUGGAUGCCGAUGGCUACAUCAAGACCAAACCCGGCACGACCUUUACCAACGUCGAGGGCGUCUUCGCUGCCGGUGACGUCCAGGACAGGCGUUAUCGCCAGGCCAUUACCAGCGCCGGCACCGGGUGCAUGGCUGCCCUCGAAGCCGAGCAGUUCUUGUCUGAGCAGGAAGCCUAA